GACGAUAAGAAGAAGCGUAGCAAGAAGGACCCUAAUGCUCCCAAGCGUGGGUUAUCUGCUUAUAUGUUCUUUUCUCAAGAAAAGCGUGCCGAAGUCAAGGCUGACAACCCUGAUGCCUCCUUUGGGCAAAUCGGUAAGCUUCUCGGUGAAAAAUGGAAGAGCAUGAGCGACGAAGACAAGAAGCCUUAUGUUGCAAAAGCUGAAGCGGAUAAGAAACGUUAUGAAGAUGAAAAG
Molecule: messenger RNA, 234 nt
Organism: Mycotypha africana
Lineage: Eukaryota; Fungi; Mucoromycota; Mucoromycetes; Mucorales; Mycotyphaceae
Product: high mobility group box domain-containing protein
Exons: 3
Source: RefSeq, a predicted model, not a curated record